AUGUGGGGGCUGGCACUGGCCAAAUCCGAGAUUGAGCGCCUGAACGAAGAGAACAAGCAGCUCAAGAACAUGCUCAACCGGGUGACCGCCAACUACAACUCCCUCCAGAUGCACGUCCUCACACUGAUGCAGCAAAGGAACAACCAUAGAGGCCUCGGCGCUCCGGGCCAUGAGCUCAACGUUGAUCCGGAGAAGAGGGACCAGGACGGGAGCCAGCUGCUCCCGCGGCAGUUCAUCAGCCUCGGCACCGCCGCGUCACCCGACGAGCCACCGCUGCGCUCCGCGGGGGCGGACAUGCGCGGCGGCGACUGCUCGGCGUCGCCCAGCAACACGGACGCGGCCAUGCCGCCGCCGGCCGUGGACUACUGCCCGGGCAAGGGCAACGCGGCCACGAUCAGUAGCAAGGACGUCAUGCCGCUGCCGACGUUCGAUCACCACCACCACCACCACCGCGGCGGCGCGCACGAGAGGGACCAGAGGGGCAGCAGCCCGGAGGACCCGCCGCCGCACCACGUGCCGCAGGGAUGGCUCCACAGCAAGGUGCCCAAGUUCCUGCCCGCCAAGGGCCCCGAGCCGGUCCCCGAGGCCGCCACCAUGCGGAAGGCCCGCGUCUCCGUCCGUGCCCGCUCCGAGGCAGCCAUGAUCAGUGAUGGAUGCCAAUGGAGGAAGUACGGGCAGAAGAUGGCCAAGGGCAACCCGUGCCCCCGCGCGUACUACCGGUGCACGAUGGCCGCCGGCUGCCCGGUCCGCAAGCAGGUCCAGAGAUGCGCCGAGGACACGACGGUGGUGAUCACGACGUACGAGGGGAACCACAACCACCCGCUGCCGCCGGCCGCGAUGCCGAUGGCGUCGACCACGGCGGCGGCGGCGUCCAUGCUGCUGUCGGGCUCGAUGCCGAGCGCGGACGGCAGCCUGAUGGCGGGGUCCAACUUCCUGGCGCGCGCCGUGCUGCCGUGCUCGUCCAACGUCGCCACCAUCUCGGCGUCGGCGCCGUUCCCCACGGUGACUCUGGACCUCACGCAGCCGGGCCCGGGCGCGCAGCCGCCGCCGCCGCAGCAGCAGCAGCCGCACCCGGACCCCGCGCAGCUCCAGGCCGCGCUCGCCGACGCCGCGCGGCCGGCGGCGCUGCCGCAGCUGUUCGGGCAGAAGCUGUACGACCCCUCCAAGCUCUCCGCCGUGCAGGCCGCGGCGGGCACCGCCAAGGCGGCGCCGGCGGACGCGAGCGACACCGUCAGCGCGGCGGCCGUGAUCGCGUCGGACCCCAACUUCCCCGCGGUGCUCGCCGCCGCGAUCAAGUCGUACAUAGGCGCUAGCAGCAGCAGCGGCGCCGGCGGGAGCAGCGGGACUGUGCCGCCGCCGCCGCCGGCGAGCAGCGGCGGCGACAGCAGUAGAGACGACAAGAUCGGGGAGCCGGACAGCUGACGCGGUCGCCUAGUCUCGAUCGACCGUUUGGCUUCCUGCUUGAAGUUUUGUUCGUCGCGUGAGUUUCGUUCAGUUCGAGCUUUCGUAGUUGAGUUUCCUUCGUCUCCUCGCGGCAGGAGGCCAAAAUUUUGCUUAGUUUUCUACUCCUUUCGGUCGUUUUUUUGUGGCAAGAACUGGAGGGAGUAACAGUUUUUGUGCUUGCUAGAUCGUUUACUUAGAACUUAGAAGGGAAGAAAAUAUGCUCAAUUUUCAUGCGGCGUUCGCA
Molecule: messenger RNA, 1687 nt
Organism: Panicum virgatum (switchgrass)
Lineage: Eukaryota; Viridiplantae; Streptophyta; Magnoliopsida; Poales; Poaceae
Product: WRKY transcription factor 42-like
Exons: 5
Coding region: 1-1422 (473 amino acids)
Biological process (GO): regulation of DNA-templated transcription
Molecular function (GO): DNA-binding transcription factor activity; sequence-specific DNA binding
Source: RefSeq, a predicted model, not a curated record